Messenger RNA from Sparassis crispa, 222 nucleotides. RefSeq lists its product as hypothetical. The record is from RefSeq and is a predicted model, not a curated record. Bases 1 to 222 code for a protein of 73 amino acids. The transcript is spliced from 2 exons. Lineage: Eukaryota; Fungi; Basidiomycota; Agaricomycetes; Polyporales; Sparassidaceae.
AUGAUCAACUCCGAUGCCGGCACGCAAAAUUCUUUUUCACCGCGACGGACGCCUCUCGGACAUGCUGUCCCACUGCUGGCGUUCGGCUUGUCACAUUUAUCCCAUUGCACGUCCGCCGUGUCAGCGCCGCUGAACGACCUGUGUGUCCUGCCCGGGCGCGAGCCCAUCGCUCCUACCAUUCUAGCCGGCGAAAUACUGAUGCGAUCCAUCAUCUUUCGAUGA